UUUAUGCCUUUACCAUUGCACUGCAAUGUCAAGUGUAUCAGAAAAACAAAGGAAACUUCAUUCAUAAAGACAAAUACAGUUAAGUAUUAUUCAGGAAAUUAAGUGGAUGGUGGUGCAGAAAACAACAAAAGUCUCCACCCAAUUUCCUUUUACCUUCCUAACAUAUCCUGUCACAUAAACUCUCAUAACAUAUCCUGUCUAACAACUUCAUUUUACUUAUAAAUUAGUAAGACAGAACAGAAUUGAACAAUCACAAAAAACACCAUAUCCCCCUUUACACACAUGGCGGAUAGCGUGGUUUCGUUCCUUUUGGGACACUUAUCCCAAUUGCUUCAACAUGAAGCUAACUUGUUGUUUGGAGUGGAAGACAAAAUACAAUCCCUCCAAAACGAACUCGAAAUCAUAAACGCCUACCUCAAAACUUCCUCUAAAGGGAACAAGAACAACAACAAAGAAAUAGAAAAAAUAGUUCUGAGUCAGUUCAGAGAUGCCGCUCACCAAGCUGAGGAUGUCAUCGAUACGUUCAUUGCCAACGUGGCCAUCUACAAGAGGAGAAAUGUGCUCGGAAGAAUGCUUCACAGCGUUCAUCAUGCAAAGUUGCUCCACGACGUAGCAGAGAAUAUUGAUAAGAUCAAAACCAAACUGAAAGAUAUACAUGAAAGCAACAUCAAAUACAAUCAAGAAAGCAGUAACCAAUCAACAUCAGCAACAGAAGAGGAAGAGAGGAAACGGUCGCUGCAAAGAUUAAGAAGAAAUGUGGAGGAGGAAAAUGUAGUGGGAUUUGUCCAUGAAUCUGAAGCAGUCAUCAAUAGACUCAUAGAGGGUCAUCCACUGCAUCUCAACGUCAUUUCAAUCGUUGGUAUGGGUGGAUUGGGAAAAACUACUCUUGCAAGAAAGGUCUACAACAGUGACAAGGUGAAGAAACACUUCAAUUGUCGCGCCUGGGUUUCCGUUUCAAACGAGUGUCGAACUAGGGAACUUUUGCUUGGCCUUCUUCAAAAUUUGAUGCCAGAACAUGAUUAUGAAUCUAGAAGCGGCAACAAAAUAAAAAAGAAGGGUAAGAAGAAACACAACGAAGCUGUGAGUAACUCACAAGGCUUCUCUAGCUUAAGUGAUGAUGAGCUUAAGAAAAGAGUGUGGGAAUUCUUGAAGUUGAAAAAAUAUCUACUGAUUCUUGAUGACAUGUGGAAAAUACAAGAUUGGGAUGAGAUCAAAGAUGCUUUUCCCAAUGAAAACAAAGGGAGCAGAAUACUAAUAACUAGUCGUUUGAAAGAAGUUGCUUUGCAUACCGGUCGAGAUCCUUACUACCUUCAAUUUCUCAAUGAAGAACAAAGUUGGGAGCUCUUCUACAAAAAAGUGUUUAGAGGAGAAGAGUACCCUUGUGAUCUUGAAUCUCUUGGUAAAGAAAUUGUUAAAAGUUGUGGCGGUUUGCCACUCUCAAUUGUGGUGCUUGCUGGACUUCUAGCAAACAAAGAAAAGUCACACAGAGAAUGGUCCAAAGUUUUGGGUCAUGUUAACUGGUAUCUUACUCAAGACAAGGAGACUAACGUCAGGGAUGUAGUACUUAAACUCAGUUUGGACGACUUGCCUUCAAGAUUAAAACCAUGUUUUCUGUAUCUAGGGAUAUUCCCCGAAGAUUCUGAAAUACAUGUAAGGCGAUUGUUGCAGCUAUGGGUCGCUGAAGGAUUUAUACAAGAAACUGGUAGCAGAGAUGCAUAUGAUGUUGCUGAAGACUACUUGUAUGAGCUCAUUGAUCGUAGUUUGAUCCAAGUAGCACGAGUGGAAGAUAUCGAAGGUGUGCAAACAUGUCGCUUCCAUGAUCUUCUUAGAGAUCUCUGCAUAUUAGAGAGCAAAGAGGACAAGAUCUUCGAAGUUUGUACAGAAACCAAUAUUUUAAUCUGGUCAAAACCUCGUAGAUUGUCUGUUCAUUCUACAAUUUCUCACUAUGUUUCUUCAAGCACCAAAGACCAUUCAUGUGUCCGCUCUUUGUUUGUCUCUGAUCCGAACUACUUCGUUGAAAACGACGAGUGGAAAUGGCUUACCAAAGACUUCAAAUUGGUUCGGGUAUUGGAUCUUGAGAGAAGAUUUUAUUUUAAGAUUCCUUCCAAUUUGGGUAACUUUAUUCACUUGAGGUACUUAAAAAUAGGCGCAGAAGAUAUUUGCAGCGUUCCAGAUUCUAUAUGCAACCUUCAAAAUCUACAAACAUUAUGCUUUGAACCGUCAACCCUGUGCGACUUUUUUGGCAUCCCAAUUUCAUUUCCAUAUGGAAUAAUAAAGCUCAAGCAUCUAACACAUGUGUAUACUAAUAGGCCUAUCGUGCUACGCGGCAGUAGUUCCAAAUUAGAUGGUGAAGUUAUGUGGCGCCUUCAAACAAUCAGUUUCCUUGCACUUGAUAAGAAAACAACAUAUCUCAUAGAGAAAGGAAGUUUCCCCAAAUUAAGAACAAUACGAGUGCAGAUCUUCAAAGGUGAUGUGCCUACAAUGUUGUUAUGCCUGCAAAAAUUGAUGCAUUUGAAUGAGCUAGAAAUCCACGUCCAAUUUGAUGAGAACAUCAUUGGAAGGAUCGCUCGUAAUCCGGAGGAAGUGCUACAAAGUUUGAAAUACUUGAGACAUCUGAGUAUACUGAAAAGCACCUACCUCCCCAACCUUAUAACACAUGUAACCAUGUUUCCUCCCAACAUUACCAAGUUAACAUUGUUAACUAUUAAAAAAUUGAAUGGUAACGGGAUGAAAGCUAUUGGAAGUCUUGCCAAACUCCAAAUUCUGAUCUUAAGCGGAAUAUUUUACGACAAAGGGGAUUUGGUUCCAUUUUUUGAUCUUAAUUUUGUUCAAGAUGAGUUCCCACAGAUGCAGCAGUUUCAGAUGAUAAAUUUUCCUAUUAAAACCUGGAAAUUAGCCAAUGGUUCGUUGCCACGCCUUCAAUGUCUCAUUGUUCACAACUGUGGUAUGUUGGAUAGCCUCCCAAGUGAAUUGUGGUCUUUGACUACCUUAAGAAAAGUCUGUGUUCAGAAACCCUCUGAUGCAAUGACUGCAAUGUUACAAAAUCUGAAAGUUAAUAAUGGAUGUGUACUAAUUGUAGAAUAAUUAGAAUUUUAACUAGUGCUCGUUUGAUUGUAAUUUCUAGAUUUUUUUCUAGUUACAUUCCAAAUAUUUCCAAUCAAGCCAUUUUCUUUAUUAGUUUUUGAUCCAGCACAAUGUACGGUUGCAUUUUUUAUUCAUAUGGAGAGCAGUUUAGUUAUCUUA
Messenger RNA from Trifolium pratense (red clover), 3243 nucleotides. RefSeq names its product putative disease resistance RPP13-like protein 3. Bases 283 to 3084 code for a protein of 933 amino acids. The record is from RefSeq and is a predicted model, not a curated record. Gene Ontology annotation, biological process: defense response to other organism. Lineage: Eukaryota; Viridiplantae; Streptophyta; Magnoliopsida; Fabales; Fabaceae. Gene Ontology annotation, molecular function: ADP binding. The transcript has 2 exons.